AUGCCGUCGCUGGAAGAACCCGAGCAGAAUGAGGCGCGUCUGCUGCUCGUGUCGAACCGUCUCCCAAUUACCAUCAAGCGGUCGGAAGAUGGCAAAUACGAUUUCUCUAUGUCCUCCGGGGGCUUGGUGAGUGGCCUGAGUGGACUGUCCAAGUCGACCACCUUCCAGUGGUACGGCUGGCCGGGCUUGGAAGUGCCCGAGGCCGAGAUUCCCGUGGUCAAGCAGCGGUUGAAGGAAGAAUAUGGUGCCGUGCCGGUGUUCAUCGACGAUGAUCUGGCGGAUCGCCACUACAAUGGAUUCUCCAACUCCAUCCUCUGGCCGCUGUUCCACUAUCACCCCGGUGAGAUUACCUUUGACGAGUCCGCAUGGGAUGCCUACAAGGAGGCCAACCGGCUCUUCGCCAAAGCCAUUGCCAAAGAAGUGAAGGACGGGGACCUGAUCUGGGUCCAUGACUACCAUCUCAUGCUGCUCCCAGAGAUGCUGCGCGAAGAGAUCGGCAACGACAAGCAGAACGUCAAGAUCGGCUUCUUCCUGCACACUCCGUUCCCGAGUAGCGAGAUCUACCGGAUUCUCCCCGUCCGCAAUGAGCUCCUCCUGGGAGUCCUGCACUGCGACCUGAUUGGUUUCCACACUUAUGACUACACUCGGCAUUUCCUGAGCAGUUGCUCGCGCUUACUUGGACUGGCGACGACCCCGAAUGGCAUCGAAUUCCAGGGCAAGAUCAUCACUUGCGGCGCUUUCCCGAUUGGUAUUGACCCCGAGAAGUUCACGGAAGGUCUCAAGAAGGAGAAGGUGCAGAAGCGCAUUGCCAUGCUCGAGCAGAAGUUCCAGGGUGUCAAGCUCAUGGUGGGCGUCGACCGCCUUGACUAUAUCAAGGGUGUGCCGCAGAAGUUACAUGCGCUCGAGGUCUUCCUCAGCGACCAUCCCGAAUGGGUGGGCAAGGUCGUUCUGGUACAAGUUGCCGUCCCCAGUCGACAGGAUGUGGAGGAAUACCAGAACCUGCGAGCUGUCGUCAACGAGUUGGUGGGCCGAAUCAACGGCAAGUUUGGCACGGUCGAGUUUAUGCCCAUUCAUUUCCUCCACAAGUCCGUCAACUUUGACGAACUUAUUGCUCUCUACGCCGUAUCGGAUGCUUGCAUCGUCUCGUCGACUCGUGACGGCAUGAACCUGGUCGCCUAUGAGUACAUCGCCACCCAGCAGAAGCGACACGGUGUCCUCGUCCUCUCCGAAUUUGCCGGCGCGGCCCAGAGUUUGAACGGCAGUAUUAUUGUGAACCCCUGGAAUACGGAAGAGCUGGCGGGUGCCUACCAAGAAGCUGUGACCAUGAGUGACGAACAACGCGCGCUGAACUUCGCCAAGCUUGACAAAUACGUUUCCAAAUAUACCAGUGCCUUCUGGGGCCAAUCCUUCGUCACCGAACUCACCCGCAUAUCCGCGCAGUCCGCCGACAAGUUCCAGGCGAAGAAGUUAGCCGUGGGUGCUUCUAAUUCGGCUGACGGAAACGUGACUCCGGAGCAGCUUGCGUAA
Molecule: messenger RNA, 1527 nt
Organism: Penicillium canariense
Lineage: Eukaryota; Fungi; Ascomycota; Eurotiomycetes; Eurotiales; Aspergillaceae
Product: glycosyltransferase family 20 protein
Exons: 4
Coding region: 1-1527 (508 amino acids)
Biological process (GO): cellular response to heat; trehalose biosynthetic process
Cellular component (GO): cytosol; alpha,alpha-trehalose-phosphate synthase complex (UDP-forming)
Molecular function (GO): alpha,alpha-trehalose-phosphate synthase (UDP-forming) activity
Source: RefSeq, a predicted model, not a curated record